AUGUCGCUCACGCACGCGACGAUUUUUGAUGCUCUCCAGAAAGAAUUCUGCCCACCGUUGGACUCUUCGCUCGUCGCUGCCUUGCUUGUAGACGUCGACUUUGACGCGCCAUCUGCCGAAAACGAUGUCGAAGCUUUGCGACAAACCCUCAAGGAGCUGGCAGUGCAAGCCGAGGUGGAUGCCGUUCAGGCUUCAUUCAGCGAUGAGGUCCUGGACAAGAGCGACGACCGGGAAACGAUAACGACCACGAGCUUCUUUACCUCGGAGACGGGAAACAACCACCAGAGCUCAAACACAACCCCUAGCAGCAAUGGAGUCUCAACCUCAUCUGACUCGGAUGUUUCUGAAGAAUUCGCAACUCCUCUCGGAUUCCUGCAGGCGGCGCUCCCCCAUGUUCCGACCAAGCGCCUUCGUCAAGCUCUCAGAGAGGCAGAGGAAGAACGAGCAAGACGCUCUCCAAGCGACUCGGAUGAUGACCUCGACAUGUGGGACGUCAUUGCCUCCGUCCUGACCACGGAAUCGAUUCGAGAAAUGGAGGAGCGAGGGUUCGAAGGCCUUCUUGAGGACGAAGAACUCGCAAGGUUGUUGUCCGAGCAGGGAGAGCUACCCGAGACUCGUCUGGAGCGAACUGGGGAGGAGUGGGUUCAGGUAACGUCGAAAAAGGGUCCAUCAAAGAAAAAGGCUGCCUCCAAACCAGCGACGGUCAAGAUCACAUUGAACGAUGUUAGACAGAAGGGCGCUUCGAAAAAGGUCAACGGCGACGCUCCAACCUCCCCGACCUCGUCGAAGCCCCCUCCCCCCGAUCGAUGGACCCAAGUGGUUUCCUUGUCCUCCCUGCUCUCGACUCUCUUCCCAGACUACCCAGCCACGUUCUUCCAGUCUCAUUUCCAUUCUCCCAACUAUCCGGACUCUUAUGAAGCGUUAUGUGCUAUCUUACAAAAGAUAUGUGCAUCGCCCAAGAACAGCUUUAUCGACCAGCCUGACAAGAGAGCUCCGGAACGGCCGGAACCACCACCUGGCAAGCCAAAGAGUAGGGUGAGGACGGCCACUGAUGGUCAUCAUCACCCACCUCUGAAACCGCCAGCCAUUGAAGAAGGGGCAGAUGAAGCGGAGGGCGGCAGUGGUGACGACGGCGACGACGAGUCGUCUUCUCGCGAGACCGCCCUCCUGUUCAAUCUCUUAGACGUGCUCCUUCCUCAGUACGGACUGGACGUCGGAAGCGAUCUUGCGCAGACCCCGAGCCAAGAUCAGCCUCGAUCCCAGCUCAUCUCUGAAAUCCAACUUGCGGUGCAGGCGACGAAGGGGCGGGAGGACGAUGCACUCGAUCUGGUCAAGUUGCUGCGAGAGCUCGAUGAAGAAAGGAAGGAGCGGUUCCCGGAGUUGAUGGAGGAGUUUUAUAGGAACGGGGUGACGGGUGUUGCCAUCGGGGAGAGGGUAGGAGCGAGAAAGGAUGGUGUCAGCUAUGCCGAGUUGGCUGGCGCCAAUCGAAAACGGGCAUCUUCUAGUCCUGUUGUCGCGUCCGGGCCAUCGAUGAGUAACGGUACCACCUCUGUCGUCGCUUCCCCAGUGACCACACCAAAGCCAGUCGCUGCGAGUGUGUCAAAGGGGAAGAACAAGCCUAGCCCCUACCAAUGGCAAGCGGUCCCAGUCAAGAAGGCUCCAGAAAAGCAGCCAUACCAAAUCCUCCCCCAUCUUCCCACAUACACUCGCGAUGUUAACGGAAUCAAGAGGAGAGGUAAAGGCGUUAAUGGUGAUUACUUGUGGAGGAACGGUCUGGCUAUAAUUCCAGAUAACCCUGUCCCCGGGUCGGCAUCAGCGCAGUCGCGAUACCUCUCUGAAGCCGAAGCGGCUGAAAGGGAGUACCGGAGGAAGAUUGGGGAGAAUAUGCGGAAGAGGGAUGAGUUGUUGAGGGAGGCUGCGAGGAUGUGGACGAGGGGUGUUGGAGGGCAUGGUGCGAAGCUUGCAGGUGGUGAUAAGACCAAGGGUGGGAGAGGUAGAGGAACGAAUAUUGGUGGUGAAGUUGCGUGGUACUUUGCUGAGAGGGCAAGAGAGUUCCAAGAGAUGGCGAAGAAGGAGAGUUUGAAUGCUGCAAGGGCGAUGGUUCACCGUAAACGAAUGGCCUCGAAUGAAAAGAACACCAUCGAUUUGCAUGGAACGACUGUCGUAGAAGCUCUGGCCAUCGUCAGAGAAGUACUUGCUGAACAGCCCACCUCUCAAGCCCGGCCGCUCAAGAUUAUAACGGGACGAGGUUCUCAUUCCGUCAACCAGACUAGCGUGUUGAAGCCUGCGCUUAAGAAGCGCCUGACCGAGGAGGGGUGGGUGGUUGGAACUUGGGAUGCGGCUACACAACAGCCCGGGGCAUCGGGGAGCCUUUUGUCGAACCAUGAAACGAGGCUGCGCAUCCUGGAAAGGGCUGAGCAGAAAGUCCAACGUUCUCGUGAAGACGUCAAUAGCGUCCAUGAACGAAAGCUGUCAGCGCCCAUACCUCUCUCUACCUCCACUCGGACCACUCUUCCUGUGAAAGACCAGCUCGAAACCGUCCAAGCGCUGAAUGACAUCGCUACCACGCCGUUUGUGAACUCGUUUGCCUCACGCAUUCAAGGUGCAAAGACAGCAGUCACACCAGGAUUGGCUCCGAACCAGGCCCUAUACGUUGACUGGGAUGCAGUAACACCCUGGAUGAAGUUAAUGACCGACGUCCGGGAUCAUUAUGUACUUUCUCGGGCCGCAUCGGGGGAAGAGACGGAGCUGGCAACUGAGGAGGCAGCUGCACCGAUUACAUACACUACACUCCAACGUUCACAUCUCCCUCAAGUCCAUGACCUUUUGGAGCGUGUAUUCUGGUCCGGAAUAGAUGUCAGCGAUUCCAUGGAUUACUCACCGGAACGAGCAACCGUGAUCGCCGUGUACAAAAAACUGGUCGUGGGCGUGGCCAUCCUCAGUUCACCGCAAGAAACAUACAUAACAUUCCUUGCCGUGAGAGCUGGGUGGGACAAGGCUCGGAUAGCGAAAACGAUUCUCUACCUUCUCAUCUCGAGAAACCCAAAUAAAGACAUUACGCUGCAUGUUUCCGUGAACAACUCAGCGAUGCUGCUGUACAACCAAUUUGGGUUCAAAGCGGAAGAGUUCGUCGCGGGCUUUUACGAUGAUUAUUUGGAUCCUCUUUCCCGCGCUUCAAAGAACGCUUUCAAGUUGCGCUUGCGUCAAUGA
Coprinopsis cinerea okayama7#130 is the source of this 3210-nucleotide messenger RNA. RefSeq lists its product as hypothetical. The transcript is spliced from 11 exons. Gene Ontology annotation, molecular function: acyltransferase activity, transferring groups other than amino-acyl groups. Bases 1 to 3210 code for a protein of 1069 amino acids. Lineage: Eukaryota; Fungi; Basidiomycota; Agaricomycetes; Agaricales; Psathyrellaceae. The record is from RefSeq and is a predicted model, not a curated record.